GUCCUCGAGGUCGGCUGCGGGGCCGGAAGCAUUACCAUCAGCGUACCCCAGGGUUCAGUCACCGGCGUUGAUCUUUCUGAAACUGUGCUCGGGCAGGCGCGCGAGCACCUUGCAUCACAGGAAGAGAAGGAGCUUGUUGGCGGCGAGGUGGAUUUUCGUGUUGGCAAUGUAGUUGAGGGCCUAGAAUUCAAGGACGGAGAGUUCCCUGUCGUGUUGUGUCACCAGACGCUCGUACACAUCCCCGAGCCCGUCAAGGCGAUGAGGGGAAUGCGAAGAGUGUGCAAGAAAGGAGGGAUCGUCGCGUGUCGAGAGGGUGCUUGGGCCGUUUCCGUUUUACGCUGA
Messenger RNA from Macroventuria anomochaeta, 342 nucleotides. RefSeq names its product S-adenosyl-L-methionine-dependent methyltransferase. Gene Ontology annotation, molecular function: S-adenosylmethionine-dependent methyltransferase activity. The transcript has a single exon. NCBI's taxonomy places the organism in Eukaryota, Fungi, Ascomycota, Dothideomycetes, Pleosporales, Didymellaceae. The record is from RefSeq and is a predicted model, not a curated record. The annotation marks the transcript as partial.